Messenger RNA from Ilyonectria robusta, 1167 nucleotides. Its product is annotated as restriction endonuclease type II-like protein. The transcript has 2 exons. Gene Ontology annotation, cellular component: nucleus; nucleotide-excision repair factor 1 complex; ERCC4-ERCC1 complex. The record is from RefSeq and is a predicted model, not a curated record. The coding region runs from base 1 to 1167 and encodes 388 amino acids. Gene Ontology annotation, biological process: UV-damage excision repair; mitotic recombination; nucleotide-excision repair. NCBI's taxonomy places the organism in Eukaryota, Fungi, Ascomycota, Sordariomycetes, Hypocreales, Nectriaceae. Gene Ontology annotation, molecular function: single-stranded DNA binding; damaged DNA binding.
AUGGACGACGACUACGGCGCCGACGACGAGCUCCUGGCCGCCAUGGCCGCCGCCGACACAACGCCCAUGGUGCGUAGGCCGAUCCAGCAGCCAGCGCCGCAGCGGAUCCAACAGCCCACGCCGCAGCGCCUCGACAAGGCGCCCCCGUCGAACGCCUCUGGCGCAAAGGUCGUGCAGCCGACGCCCCAGGCGCUUCCGCAGAAGCAGACAGGCUCGAAUAUUCUCGUGUCGCCGCGCCAGCGGGGAAACCCCGUCCUGACCAGCAUUCGCUCCUUGGCGUGGGAGUAUAGCGAUAUCCCGGCCGACUUCGUCCUCGGGCUAAGCACCUGCGCUCUCUUCCUCAGUCUUAAAUAUCACCGCCUCCACCCCGAGUACAUCUAUACCCGAAUCCGAAACCUACAAGGAAAAUACAACUUGCGUGUCCUCCUUACCAUGGUGGACAUCCCCAACCACGAAGCCUCCCUCAAAGAGCUCUCCAAAACUUCGCUCGUCAACAACGUCACCCUCGUCCUGUGCUGGUCCGCCGCCGAGGUUGCCCGCUACCUCGAGCUGUACAAGAGCUACGAAUCCGCAACCUUUGGCGCCAUCCGCGGCCAGCAGCCCUCAAACUACGGUGAACAGCUGGUCGAGUUCGUCACGGUGCCGAGGAGUCUCAACAAGUCCGACGCCGUUGCGCUCGUCAGCAAUUUUGGCAGCCUCAAGAACGCCAUCAACGCCGACACAGAGCAGCUCGGCAUGCUGAGCGGUUGGGGUGGCAUCAAGGUCAAGCGGUGGACAUCGGCGGUGGAUGAGCCGUUCCGGGUGAAGAAGGCGGCCAAGAAGGCGACAAAGGCGACAGAUCGGACGGCCAAGCUCGAUCAGGCAAAGCCGCUAUCUCGGGUGCCGCUGAGAGAGAUGCCGUCGACGGCACCAUUGUCUCGAGAUCCGCCGGCGACAGGGGCGCCGUCUGCAGUGCCCCCCAACGCGUCAGCUCCCAAACAGUUCCAGUUCAUGGAUGACACGGAUGACGAAGACGAUGAAGAGGCGAUGCUUGCAGCUGCGAUCGAGGAAUCAAAGAAGACAGCCGCAGCGGAAGCUACAAGGCAGACUAGUCAGACCUCGAAAGAGGGUGCCGAACUGAGCGGAGGUGUCGCAGCAGCCUUGGCGAGACUCAGAGAAAGUGGAUGA